Molecule: messenger RNA, 777 nt
Organism: Schistocerca americana (American grasshopper)
Lineage: Eukaryota; Metazoa; Arthropoda; Insecta; Orthoptera; Acrididae
Product: putative gustatory receptor 2a
Exons: 1
Coding region: 1-777 (258 amino acids)
Biological process (GO): sensory perception of taste
Cellular component (GO): membrane; neuronal cell body; dendrite
Source: RefSeq, a predicted model, not a curated record
AUGGCGUUGAGAAGAUGGUUUGGACAACUGAAUACGUAUUUACUGCAGUUGUUCAGUAUGUCUACAGAAGAUGACCUCAAUUUCAGGAUUGCAGAAGCGCUGCAGGUUUCUUCAGUAAAGGAAGAUUUACAACAUAAUACCCAUGCAGUUCAUCCACAUCAAAUCUUAACAAUUCCUGAAGAUGGAAUACAUUCAAGGAGGCAACUGCAGAAUACAUCAAACAAUACCGAUAAGCUAUUGACGCAGGAUAGAUGCACGAUACUCAGAAAGUUACGCAAAGUGUACUGCCUCCUUGAUCAGUCCGUAAAAAUUGUAAACAGUGCUUAUGGAGUGCAAAAUCUGACGCAAAUAUCUUCCAGUCUUAUAUGUAUUGUCGUCGAAACGUAUGGAAUUGCUGUCAACUGGCGUGAUCUAAGCAGUGCUCUACAUGGAGACCAGAGAAUAAUAAAUGUAGUUCAUAUGUCUCUGUGGUUUGGCCUGAUGGUUUGGCGGAUCGUCGGCAUAUCCUACAGCUGCGAGAUGGUUAUUCAGGAGGCGAGACGCACACAGCGGCUGGUCACCAAACUUCAGAUGCUGUCGCUGCCUGCUAGCAGUGGUGUUCAGGAAGAGCUGCAGCUGUUUGCGGAACAGCUGGCGUGCAGCACAGUCCACUACAGCGCAGCUGGGUUCUUCACACUGGACCUGUCGUUGCUGAAGAGCGUCGUGGCAGCUGUCACCACCUAUCUUGUUAUUCUCAUACAGUUCUCUGUUGCUGACACUAAUGUGGAGCUAUUAUAG